Molecule: messenger RNA, 785 nt
Organism: Linum tenue
Lineage: Eukaryota; Viridiplantae; Streptophyta; Magnoliopsida; Malpighiales; Linaceae
Source: the annotation of a GenBank genome assembly
UUGGUAAAUAAAACAUGCUGGAAAAAGAACCUGAUCCGAUCGAAAUGUUCAGAUGUUUCCAUGUGAAGAAGGAAAAGAACUGGGUUAACUCAAAAUAAAAAAAACCUGCAUGAUGGAAUGAUAGAAGAUGAGGCUGAAAAGGUAUCCCAAGGAAAAGAACCAAACAUAUUUGCCAUCUAUCAAGAAGUGAUAGGACCACAACACCCCAAGCGUGUUCUAGGGAUGGGUCAUGGGGUGAGCACGGUUGAUGUCUUCGGUCCCCCAUCGAGUCAAGGGAGUCAGGGUUGCAGCAAGCGUUGUUAGGAGGAUCGAACCAAAGAAAGGGAAAAAUGAUGAGAAAAUGAAGAAGUUGGAGGAUGACAUCGUAGAUGUGAGGAAUGCAGCCCCUCACAUCGUUGAAUAUAUGUUGCAGAGGCUUGGAGUGCGGCAGCGCGAGUCAUUCGACAUGGAUCUCUAUAGUGAAGCAAAUGGGGAACAUGGUCGAGUUGGCGAAACUCAGGGUAAUGAUGCGUCCGAUGACGAGUCCGAUGAGGAGACUGCCGACGAGACUGCUGCUGCUGCAUGAACUUCUUUUUAAUGCUAUCGUAGGACUCUAAGUAUCGCUUGAAUUUGAGAUAUUUUGUGUGAUUUUCGGAGGAUAGUUUGCCUUUUGAUUUUUGGAUGUUUGGUCGUAGCUGAUGGCUACUUGUAAGACAGUUUUAAAUCAAUUUCGGAAUAUUAUCAUAUAUGCUUAACUUCGUUUGGAUGAUUUUUUUGUGUGGUCAUAACUAGAAGUGUAAUGGCGU